This is a messenger RNA of Ogataea angusta, 825 nucleotides long. RefSeq lists its product as uncharacterized. Bases 1 to 825 code for a protein of 274 amino acids. NCBI's taxonomy places the organism in Eukaryota, Fungi, Ascomycota, Pichiomycetes, Pichiales, Pichiaceae. The record is from RefSeq and is a predicted model, not a curated record. The transcript has a single exon.
AUGUCUGCCAACAGCAAGUCAAAACCGCCAGCACUGGACCUUGGCAAACAGUCCAAGGCGGAGCUGGAGAAAAUCGCAUACCACAUCGUGUCGCCCGGUCUGCCGCCGCUCAGCGACAGAAACCAAAACCGCGUCCGCCAAAGCAAAUCCAUCGAGGCCCAGCAGAAACGUCUGAUCAACGAGCGUGUCGGCAGCACGAGCCCGGCACAAACCAAGCAAUCGCCCGGUUCAGGUGUUGGCAAGGGCGUUCCACGCUUGAAAAGGGCCAGGCCGCCUCCCCCAUUGGAUAUCCGCCCCAGUCCCGUGCAACACGGCCUGGCCAUGAGAUCGGCUCCAUUGCGAGGGCAUCGCAUGCUGAUGCGGCCGUAUCCUGCGCCACAGCCUGUCUACACUCCUCCCCAUGGAUAUUGCCCCCACUAUCUGCCCGCCUACGUGCCAGCCUACCCCCCUGCCGUGUACCCGUCGCCGCCCCUGGUGCGAUGUCAUCAGGUGAGCAUGGACAACGGAAAGUACGUUGUGGUGAAGACGCCGAGCCCUGAGGACGAUCCGACGCCAGACGAGGUGGACGAGGACAAAGGCGCAGAGUCGUCGCUCGACGACGACGUCGAGAGCCGCGCAAUCGAGGACGGAGCCGUGCCCAGCGAGACACCGUCUGAUCCUGCGCCCGAGGCGCCCGUCGCGCUGGUUUCGGGCGAUCUGCGACUGGGCUCCGAGGUCUACACGUACGAGGUGCCCGUGCACGAAAAAACAAGCGAUUUCCGCAAACACUUCCUGCGCCUGGCAGGAGCCAUUUUCGACGACUAUAUAGCCAGGGCAGGAUAUUGA